Molecule: messenger RNA, 4220 nt
Organism: Sus scrofa (pig)
Lineage: Eukaryota; Metazoa; Chordata; Mammalia; Artiodactyla; Suidae
Source: RefSeq, a predicted model, not a curated record
CCUAUCGCUCUCAUCAAUUGUCAUAUUGGCCCUGAGCCAGCCAAUGGGAAGCGGACCGGGAGGCCAACUUGGUGCUACCAAGGUUGGGUGCGCGGUGAACGGAUGGCAGAGCGAGCCGAACGGACUCCUGAGGAGCGCGGGACAGCUGUUUGAAUGUUAUCUGUUGCCACCUAUUGAUGUCAAGAUGACUAAGCUGGGAUUUUUACGGUUGUCCUAUGAGAAGCAGGACACACUUCUGAAGCUUCUAAUUCUGUCAAUGGCUGCUGUAUUAUCAUUCUCCACUCGUCUCUUUGCUGUCCUGAGAUUUGAAAGUGUCAUCCAUGAAUUUGAUCCGUACUUUAAUUAUCGGACUACCCGGUUCUUGGCUGAGGAGGGAUUUUAUAAAUUCCAUAACUGGUUUGAUGACCGGGCCUGGUACCCUUUGGGACGAAUUAUUGGAGGAACAAUUUACCCAGGCUUAAUGAUCACCUCUGCUGCAAUCUACCAUGUCCUCCAUUUUUUCCACAUCACCAUCGACAUUCGGAAUGUCUGUGUGUUCCUGGCCCCUCUCUUCUCUUCCUUCACUACCAUCGUCACGUACCACCUUACCAAAGAGCUCAAGGAUGCAGGAGCUGGUCUUCUUGCUGCUGCCAUGAUUGCUGUAGUUCCUGGAUAUAUCUCUCGAUCUGUGGCUGGCUCCUAUGAUAAUGAAGGGAUUGCCAUCUUUUGCAUGCUACUCACCUACUACAUGUGGAUCAAAGCAGUAAAGACUGGUUCCAUCUAUUGGGCAGCCAAGUGUGCCCUUGCUUAUUUCUACAUGGUCUCUUCAUGGGGAGGUUAUGUGUUCUUGAUCAACUUGAUCCCUCUUCAUGUGCUGGUGCUGAUGCUCACAGGACGUUUCUCUCACCGGAUCUAUGUGGCCUACUGUACUGUUUACUGCCUGGGCACAAUUCUUUCCAUGCAGAUCUCCUUUGUGGGUUUCCAGCCUGUGCUUUCAUCAGAACACAUGGCAGCCUUUGGAGUCUUUGGUCUAUGCCAGAUCCAUGCCUUUGUGGAUUAUCUACGCAGCAAGUUGAAUCCACAGCAAUUUGAAGUUCUUUUCCGAAGUGUCAUCUCCCUGGUAGGCUUUGUCCUUCUCACCAUAGGAGCUCUCCUCAUGCUGACAGGAAAAAUAUCUCCCUGGACGGGGCGUUUCUACUCACUACUGGAUCCUUCGUAUGCUAAGAACAACAUCCCCAUUAUUGCUUCUGUGUCUGAGCAUCAGCCUACGACCUGGUCCUCAUACUAUUUUGAUUUACAGCUUCUCGUCUUCAUGUUUCCAGUUGGUCUCUAUUACUGCUUUAGCAACCUGUCUGAUGCCCGGAUUUUCAUCAUCAUGUAUGGUGUGACCAGCAUGUACUUUUCAGCUGUUAUGGUGCGUCUGAUGCUAGUGUUGGCGCCUGUUAUGUGCAUUCUUUCUGGCAUUGGAGUCUCCCAGGUUCUGUCCACUUACAUGAAGAAUUUGGACAUAAGUCGACCAGAUAAGAAGAGCAAGAAACAACAGGAUUCUACCUACCCCAUUAAGAAUGAAGUGGCAAGUGGCAUGAUACUGGUCAUGGCUUUCUUUCUCAUCACCUACACCUUUCAUUCAACUUGGGUGACCAGUGAGGCCUAUUCUUCUCCCUCCAUUGUGCUGUCUGCUCGUGGUGGGGAUGGCAGUAGGAUCAUUUUUGAUGACUUCCGAGAAGCGUACUAUUGGCUUCGUCACAAUACUCCAGAGGAUGCGAAGGUCAUGUCAUGGUGGGAUUAUGGCUACCAGAUUACAGCUAUGGCGAAUCGGACAAUUUUAGUGGAUAACAACACGUGGAAUAAUACCCAUAUUUCUCGAGUAGGACAGGCAAUGGCAUCCACGGAAGAAAAAGCCUACGAGAUCAUGAGGGAGCUUGAUGUUAGCUAUGUGCUGGUCAUUUUUGGAGGCCUUACUGGGUAUUCCUCUGAUGACAUCAACAAAUUUCUGUGGAUGGUCCGGAUAGGAGGGAGCACAGAUACAGGCAAACAUAUCAAGGAGCACGAUUAUUAUACUCCAACUGGGGAAUUCCGUGUGGACCGCGAGGGUUCUCCAGUGCUGCUCAACUGCCUUAUGUACAAGAUGUGUUACUACCGCUUCGGACAGGUCUACACAGAAGCCAAGCGUCCACUAGGCUAUGAUCGUGUUCGGAAUGCUGAGAUUGGGAAUAAAGACUUUGAACUUGAUGUCCUGGAGGAAGCAUAUACCACAGAACAUUGGCUAGUCAGGAUAUACAAGGUGAAGGACCUGGAUAAUCGAGGCUUGUCAAGGACAUAAAUGUUACAUCCAGCUCUGAUCUGCUUCGCACUGAGCGCAUCACAUUUAGGGCGCUGAAGACAUUUUUAAAACAUGCAGUUUAUAAGAACAGAAUGUGAUGGGAUUAGAAUUAUCUGGAUGUUUUGCCCUGGGCAGUAUAGGCUGGGCCAAAUGGAAUGAUCUUUAUAAUUCUGAGCAGGUUACCAAAUGAAAUGUCAUGGCUUUACUUUGGUCAAUUAAAGGGGGGAAUUUUUUUUUUAAUGUGCCUUAUUUGUUUUGACUUAAUGACUGAUUUGAGGAAGCCUAAAAUUUAUGUUGGGCUGGAAGAAGGACAGAAACAGACCUCAUUCAAGUUCUUAGCUCCCUUAAUGAGCCAUGUAGGGGCAUUCUGUCUUUCUCAAAUCAGGAAAAACCAUCAAGGUCUAGCUCAGAUCCUACAAAAACAAACAAUUUUGUCAUUUCAAAAACUGCAGCACCUAGCACAAUGCCUUGCACAUAGUGGGUGCUCAGUAAACUUAUUGAAUGAAUAAAAGUUUGUGGGACCAGAGGAGUGCCAUUUCUGUGCAGGAAGGAUAGCCGUGUUGCUGUAAUGUCUGUUCUCAACAUCUCUCAUCCGUAGAGGCUAUCUAAGGGACAGAGGGACAGAGGUGGCUAGCCAGACCUGAUCUUACCAAUAUUCUUUGGGAUGAGCUAGGUUUUUGUUUUUGAGCAGGAAUAAAUCUACUGAGAUUAAAUCUUAAAUUUUGAAGACUUAAGGCAGUCAGUGAAAUUACUGUUCUCAAGGGGGAGGAAGAAACUUCACGUUAUAUAUAGAGCUUGAUGGUCAAUAGGUGUUUUUGAAUUAGCUGAAACAUAACCAUACAUAUCUAUUUGAAAUUAGCUUUUCAGUACCUUCACUUAUUCAUGAUAUAGUACAUGUUUCUUUUCUUACUUCCUUUAGCUUAUGCACUAAAACUUUUGCUAGUUAUUUAAAGGUGAGCUCUUCUUCCUUAGUUUCAACCUUUUUAUUAUCAUAGAUCACUAACAAGCUCCAUGAUCCAGUUUUCAAGCCCUUGCCAAAUAAGCUACACAAAACACAGGAGUGGAGUUCUCUUGUGCAGCAGCAGGUUAAGGAUCAAGCAUUGCCACUGCAGUGGCUUGGGUGGCUGCUGUGGUACAGGUUCGAUCCCUGGCUUAGGAACUUCCAUAUGCUGCAGGUGUGGCUAAAACAAACAAACAAAAACACAGGAGUCCCAUUGCUAUUUAAUGUCAGGACAAAUAGCCUUAUGUUCAGUUACAACAGUGUAUAUUAUGUACUUUAAAACAUAAUAUAUGUCAAUGAUGUAUAUAAACCCUUAGUUAUUUAAAAAAAAAAAUGCAAGGUAACUCUUUACUGUUACUAUUUAAGAAAUAGGAGCAAUGACAUAACUUGCAGAGAAGUCAAAAUGGUGCUCCUAAAGGGUAUACUCAGGUCUGCUUGUGUACCCAGGAAGCAGCCUUCCAAACCAGGUUAUACACCAGGUGCUUCAACUGUGGGUGAGAUUUAGAUUUGAUUUACUAUGUGUAAAUAUGUGACUUGAUUUAUGUAUAGAAUUCCUCCCUAGGGGAAGAGGUUAUUCUAAGGGUUUUAUUUGUUUUUGUUUUUCUUACCAAUGUGAGUAAUACCAGUUAAGAGACCAUUAGUGAUUAUUUUCCUCUGUAGGAUAUGGGGUAGCUCUUUAGUUUAUCACUGUAGUUAUUGCUGUUAUGAUUUUAAUUUUGUUACUUUCUAGAGUACCUAAAGCUGUAUUUUUAAGAAAAUUCUCAUUUCCAUUGUUACAGUGCACUUAGUGUAAAAAAAAAAAUCAAAUAAUUUUUAAAAAAGCACUGUUUUCAACUCCCCAGAGGUACCCACUUUCAACUCUGUUGAUUCUCACAUUACUUAUCUCCAUAUCAUUAAACACCUUGCUUUAUUUUGCUA